Molecule: messenger RNA, 1469 nt
Organism: Erigeron canadensis
Lineage: Eukaryota; Viridiplantae; Streptophyta; Magnoliopsida; Asterales; Asteraceae
Product: somatic embryogenesis receptor kinase 1-like
Exons: 5
Coding region: 169-1275 (368 amino acids)
Biological process (GO): protein phosphorylation
Molecular function (GO): protein tyrosine kinase activity; ATP binding
Source: RefSeq, a predicted model, not a curated record
AAAAAAAAAAAACAAACGCAACGCUGUUUACUUUUUCCUCUUCACAUUUGCUAAAAGAAAGAUUUCGCUGAUUUCUCAAGUGUAAACAACAAGUCACAAAAUCGGAUAUUUUGAAGGCCAUUUUGGUGAUAAUUGGAUCGGCCAGAACCCGAGUCAAACCAACUAUAUAUGGAUUUCCCCAAUGAUGAACGGUGGCGACGUCGAAGGCCGCAAGAGUUUUUCUUUGAUGUGCCUGCUGUAGAAGAUCCGGAAGCUCAUUUGGGACAGCUUAAAUGGUUUUCUUUUAAAGAAUUACAAGUUGCGACUGAUAACUUCAGCAAUAGGCAUGUGUUGGGUAGGGGUGGAUUGUAUAAUGUCUACAAAGGACGUCUAGCCAAUGGCUCAUUGGCUGCUGUAAAACGGAUGAAGGAAGAACAAACACAGGAUGGGGAGCUUCAGUUCCAAAUGGAAGUUGCGAUGGUUAGUAUGGCCGUUCAUCCUAAUCUCCUUCGUUUAACGGGAUAUUGCAUGACUCCAACAGAAAGGUUACUUGUUUACCCCUAUAUGGCCAAUGGAAGUGUUGCUUCCCAUUUGAGAGAACGACCGCCAAACAAGCCGCCAUUGGAUUGGCCUACGCGUAAACUGAUUGCAUUAGGGUCGGCUAGAGGACUUUCAUAUUUGCAUGAUCAUUGUGAUCCGAAGAUCAUUCAUCGUGAUGUUAGAGCGGAUAAUAUUAUGUUGGAUGAGGAGUUUGAGGCUGUUGUUGGAGGUUUUGGUUUGGCUAUACUAAUGGACUGCAAUGAUACAGAUGUCACGACAACUGUACAUGGCACCCUCGGGUGUAUUGCACCCGAGUAUCUCUCAACUGGAAAAGCAUCAGAAAAAACAGAUGUUUUUGGGUACGGGAUCAUGCUUUUGCAACUCAUUACUGGACAAAGAUUUUUCGAUCUUCGACCUGAUAACGAUAAUGACAUCAUGCUACUGGAUUGGAUGAACGGACACUUUAAAGAGAAGAUAUUGGAAAUGCUAGUUGAUCCCGAUUUGAAAACCAAUUAUGUAGUGACGGAGGUGGAACAGCUAAUUCAGGUGGCAUUGCAAUGUACACAAGGCUCACCAUUGGAGCGGCCAAAGAUGUCAGAUGUCGUAAGAAUGUUGGGAGGUGAUAGGCUGGGAGAAAGAUGGGACGAGUGGCAGAAUGAGGAACUUCUACAAUCUCUACAACCUACAAGCACUGAUUGGAUUAUUUAUGACUCAAUUAGUAACCUGCGACCCCUCGAAUUAUCUGGGCCUAGGUGAUUAUAGUCUUGAAGAAAUGAUCUUGUUGUAAUUGGGUUAUCUAAACCUCUUGGCACAUAUGACUAACAGUAUCAAGACAACUAAUUAGCUGCUCAUUACGGCGCGUUGUUGCAUUCAAUUUUGGUAUGCAUUUAGCAAGGUAUAUUGAGUACAUUUUUGGCUUGAUUAUGUUUAAUCCAGAAUUUAUUUUAGUA